UCUACUUUUUGCUUUGGUUUGUCAUCCUCAUCCAUGGCGCAGCAGCAGAAGCACAAGGCCAUCCAAGUGGAAUGUUUCAGCUCUGACGAUCCCGCGGCGGGAUGCAAGGUGGCGGUGGUGAGCACGCCCAAGCCAGGCGCCGGCCAAGUGCUGCUCAAAAUCCUGUGUCGCCCAAUCAAUCCCUCGGACAUCCUGUGCAUCCAAGGCAUGUACCCUGACGGCCCCAAGAAGUUCCCAUUCGUUCCUGGGCUCGAGGGAAUGGGAGUAAUUGAAGAGCUCGGGGAUGGAGUCACCGGGUUCUCGCCGGGGCAGAGAGUGUUUCAUAUUUUCAAGGAGGCGGGAUCUUGGCAAGAGUACGCUGUUGCUUCGGCCAGCGAGAUAAUUCCCAUUCCCGACACCAUCUCUAACGAGGUUGCCGCGCAGUUUUUUAUCAAUCCUUGGACAGUGUAUGGAAUGCUGGAAACUCUCGACGUUCCAAAGGGAGAGUAUGUGCUCCAAACAGCUGCUGGAUCCGUGCUGGGGAGGAUGUUCAUCCAGCUCGCGCGGCAUCGAGGAGUGAAGACCAUCAAUCUUGUUCGUCGAGACGAGCAGAAGGAAGAGCUCAAGGCCAUUGGAGGCGACGAAGUCAUAAACUUCAAGACCGAGGAUGUUGUGGAGGAAGUGAAGAAGAUCACGGGCGGUAAAUUGGUAUACGGGGCAAUCGAUGCUGUUGGAGGCGCACUGACCAAAGUGGUGUGUUCCAGCGUGAGAAACCAAGGAACGAUCCUUUGCUACGGUGUUCUUGACGAGAAACCAGAAGCUCAAGUGGACCUUAUCGACCUCCUCUUUCGGCAAGUUAAGGUGCAUGGAUUUCACGUCGUCAAAUGGGUGGAAUCGUUAGGCGGCGCCGACGAGUUUCGCCAAAUUGCUGCCACAAUCUUUGAGUUGAUCGCGAAGGGAGUCAUGGCUCCUCUUGUUGGGGAGAAGUUCCCACUCGACAGCACCCCGGAAGCAAUACGUAAAAGCCUGUCGAUAGGCCGAGGUGGGAAAGUUUUGCUGGUGAGUGUCAAAUAGUAGAACUACUGGUUGUGUGAUUAGAAUAUUCUAUCAUAAAGGGGAAUAUGAUGUUUGGUUAACAAAUCAAGAAUCUGUAAUUUUUGGUUUAAUUAUAAAUAUGUUUAUAAAUUAUAAAUACAAGAUUAA
Messenger RNA from Selaginella moellendorffii, 1182 nucleotides. Its product is annotated as enoyl-[acyl-carrier-protein] reductase, mitochondrial. The coding region runs from base 34 to 1053 and encodes 339 amino acids. Lineage: Eukaryota; Viridiplantae; Streptophyta; Lycopodiopsida; Selaginellales; Selaginellaceae. The transcript has 6 exons. Gene Ontology annotation, molecular function: oxidoreductase activity. The record is from RefSeq and is a predicted model, not a curated record.